GUAACAUCUUGCAAGCAACAACAAACCUCAAGUUCAAUGCUGCAGCUCACAGUCGGCAUUGACUCGUAAAUCUAAAUUGAGGCGGUUGCACGAUGCUUGCCCCUUCACAUUGCCUGCCGUCGGUGUUGUUGCUGUUCCUGCAGCUCUGUCCAUUAUAUCAUUGCUCCACUUCAACCCCACUCGAGCACAAACCCCUGUUCUCCUUCAACAGCACAUGGGAAGUUCUUGGGCCAUUCCAGAUAGGCACACGUGAAGCCACGUGGGGCGCGGAUCCUCUUGAGUUCAAUGGUGGAUUUAGGAACCUGGAGUAUGACCCUCGAGCAGUUUUCCGGAGUUCCCUACUUACGAAUGGUACUGCAUAUUGGAACAUCACGAUCGCGGAAACCUCCAGUAGCACAACAUCAGGCAAUGCCUCCCUGAGCGUUGGUUACUCCAAUGUCGACUGGGACUUCCUUAAGACCGUCUAUGGAUGGGCCUCCGUCCAAUAUCAAGCUUGGGCGCGUGGAGAGCUGGUAGUUGGCGGCAAUGAGACCCAACACAUCAUCCUCCACACUGAUGCCAUACUGGAAUUCUGGAUCAACGAUACGCACUCCUUUGGUGGUGACUUCUACAGCUACCGUAACGCUCCUCCUGUGUUGCACCUCGAACCAGGGCGUCACCGGAUUGACUUACGACUUGUGCGAGAUGUCAGAGCAUUUGGAGGUAUCCUUAAGCCCACUAUCGAUGUCGUGGUAGGCGUUGAACAGGUUUCUGGAAGUCUGGACCUAGCGAAACCUGGUAUUCUCAUGUCCGAUGUUAUCGAUGGCAAGCUCGCAACACCACAUGGCUCCGUGACCUUGCGUAACACCGGUGCCCGUGAUAUCGAGAUCACUGGAAUUCAUGCUGCCAACGUUAGCACCAAUGUCAGCACUUUGUUUCCUUUGUUGAGGUUGAGCACGGAUAGUCAAAUGCUGGUAGCACGAGGUGCUAAUGAUCUGACUUCUGGACAGGCGACCGACGAUAGAGCUGAAAAUGCUCAAGGUUAUGGCAUUGUCAUUGUCGCAGGCCAGACUAGGCCUGUUGCUUUCAACAUCACACUGCCCACUCACAAAGCUUCGUCAUUAGCCUACAACAUCACAUACAAAGUCAUUGACAGCAGUGAACACUUAAGUCUUGAAGUCACUCAAGAUCUCAAGCAUGUAUCGGCCUACGAUCCCCACAAGAUUACCUUUUUGCACCCAGGCGGCAUAGUGUCUUAUGCUAUGCUCCGACCUCCGGCAAAGAACGCCACCUGUCGACACAAGCAAACAAAGGUACCGGUCCUGCUGGCCCUACACGGAGCAGGCUUGGAAGCCGAUAACUCCAUGGUGACUGGAGCCUUGGAUCCCGUUUCUGAUCUUUGCGCCUGGAUAGUCUUCCCUACUGGCGUGACAACCUGGUCUGGAGACGACUGGCACAAUUGGGGGUUUGCUGAUGUUGAGGCCGCUAUCGAUGUCAUACCUGCUUGGAUACGAUACGGCAACUGGUCAGGCUCAGGUGUUGAUACAGAUCGAUGGAUCGUAUCGGGACACUCAAACGGCGGUCAGGGCACAUGGUAUGCUGUCACUCACCGGCCAGACAAGGUGCUUGCUGCAAUACCUGUGUCAGGCUAUGCAAGUAUUCAAAAGUACGUGCCUUAUGAGCUAUGGCAGCCUGCCGAUCCUAGGCGGACUUCAGUCAUCAGCGCAUCAAUGAACAGCUACCGACACGAGAUGCUCAUGGCCAACGCCCGCAGUAUCCCUAUUCAACAGCAGCACGGAGAGGUAGACGACAAUGUUCCAGCAUACCAUUCUCGGUUCCUUGCUCAACAACUUCAGCUUUCAGGCGCGAACUCAACUUACCAUGAAGUACCGAAUCAGAAUCACUGGUGGGACGGAAUUAUGACUACACCAGAGCUGAUCGAUUUUUACUACAACCAGACUAGAAGCAAAGAGAAAUUGCCUCGUGAGUUGGACGAGUUCAGCAUCGUCGUCGGUGACCCUGGCGACAUGGGCAGCAAGGGCGGGGUUAGAGUCACGCAACUGGAGGAUCCUGGACAGUAUGGCAGAGUGCAUGUAAAAGGCCGCACUGUGAAGACAUCGAACGUUCUUAGCAUCGAGUUCGGCCCUCCAUUCUGGAAAGAUGCCAUCAUGAUUGACGGCCAAACACUUGAGCUUGCAAGCGCUGCUGCAAACACUGACACCCCAGUCAGUGUACGCUUGUCUGGCGACACUUGGGUCACGGAGGCAGUGAGUACAACAAAAAAGUCACCUAGCAGACGAGGUCGCCAGCUCGGAUCCAUGAGGGCGAUACUGCGCACGCACGGUCCGAUCACCAUUGAGCAUCCAGGUACUGUCAACACCUCGCACCUUGCACUUCAGGUGUCUCGCAACCUUCACCAGUACUUCCGCGCCGACACCAUCAUCUUCAGUAAGACCGCAAACAGUGCGUCCGCCAACGUCACGGGCAACGCCAUACUUCUCGCUCUUGGCGAUGCUCUUGAAGGCGCUGUUGCGGACCUCCCCAUACAGGUGUCUUCAUCAGGGAUCAUUCUGCGUGACAGUCGUGGGCGAGAGCAACGGUACGACGAAGCGCGUGGUUCCGUUUGGCUCCGACCACUGGAAGGUGAAAGGCUUGAGCUGGUACUCUGGGGAGCUGACGAUGAAGGUCUGACGCAAGCUGCAAGGUUAGUACCGAUGCUCACAGGCGUGGGUCAGCCGGACUUUGUGGUUCUAGGUGAAGAGGCGAAAUGGAAGGGCGUCGAAGGCGCGCUGGCUUUAGGUUUCUUCGACUCGCAGUGGCAGGUCACUGCAUCUAGUUUCGUAUCUUGAGGUAUGCAUCUCUUGGACAGCGGCGAUAUUCGGCGCUAUUCAUCUUCACCUUCACCGUCUGAACAAAGCCAAAGGCAUUGUUCACGCUCAUUCGUCCAGAUUUUACUGGCUGAUGAUCAACUUGAGCUUAGUGGUGACCGCGGAUUGGCGACGCGCCUGCGCGACUGCCCUUUCCAUCACGCCUGCCGCUAGUCGCCGCCAACAGCUAUCGUCACUUCGCUUCCUUCCCCAUAACUCCGCCUUUUCUUUCCACUUCGACAUUCCACCGCAGUGCAACUUCUCCUCACUGCGCUCACAUUCCCUCCGUCCUUUCCACUUCGUUGCUGCUAAUUGCAAGCUGCUAAUCUAGUUUGCAUCUUCUGCGUUUCUUCUCCGCUUCUUCAUCUACUUGGCCAUAUACGUCGCCAACGGAGUAUCAUCGAGCAGCUGUGUCUUGCAUAUUAUCUUCGCA
Macroventuria anomochaeta is the source of this 3279-nucleotide messenger RNA. RefSeq lists its product as uncharacterized. Gene Ontology annotation, biological process: proteolysis. The coding region runs from base 93 to 2828 and encodes 911 amino acids. Gene Ontology annotation, molecular function: serine-type peptidase activity. The transcript has 2 exons. NCBI's taxonomy places the organism in Eukaryota, Fungi, Ascomycota, Dothideomycetes, Pleosporales, Didymellaceae. The record is from RefSeq and is a predicted model, not a curated record.